Molecule: messenger RNA, 1190 nt
Organism: Bursaphelenchus xylophilus (pine wood nematode)
Lineage: Eukaryota; Metazoa; Nematoda; Chromadorea; Rhabditida; Aphelenchoididae
Source: the annotation of a GenBank genome assembly
AUGUUUUUCGGAAGAGAAUUUAUGGGUAAUUUCAUGGGUGGACUCGUCGGCGGACGUUAUCAGACUCGUCUACGAUGUUAUUCUGCCCCUUAUUAUCAGCGAGCAGAUGCCAAAAAGAUCCAGGAGAUUAAUUAUGGUGGAAAGGUAAGCUUGUUCUCCAAAUUGUUAUUUUACCAUUUAGAUUUUACUCCCAAACUCCGCUCUGGACGCUUUGAUUAGACUAAAUAUCGAGUAUCCGAUGAUGUUCAAGCUGAUGAGUCUGGACCCGGCCUUUCAACGGACCACUCAUGCUGGUGUUCUUGAGUUCUCAGCCGAAGAAGGAAAGGCUUAUCUGCCGAAAUGGGUAAUAAUGAUUAUACAUUGUUUUAUUCGUUAUUUAGAUGAUGGAACAACUCAAAUUGGACGAGGGAGACAUGUGUCUAAUCGAAUACACUCGACUUCCCAGCGCCACUUAUGCCAAGUUUAAGCCUCAAUCAACGGAAUUCCUCAAUAUUUCUAAUCCCAAGGCUGUUUUGGAGGUGGAGCUUAGGAAAUUCGCGUGUUUAACGAAGGGUGAUAUCAUUUCUGUGGAUGUAAGUGUUUCCUCUAUAUAAUAAUGGCUUUAGUGAGGAUAGUAAUUGGAUUUUUUUAGUACAAUGAUCAAGUGAUGGACUUCAAAGUAAUGGAUCUAAAGCCGGCAAAUGCUGUAACCAUCAUUGAAUGUGACAUGAAUGUGGAAUUUGAUGCCCCUGAGGGAUACGUAGAACCUACUUAUAAGCCCGCUCAAACUGAAAUGGCAAGUUUGAUAUUCAUUUUGACGAUUCAUAUUGUUUUAGCCAGCAGCACCGGUUGUUCAGCCCAAGAUCAAGAAAGAUGAAACUUUUGGAGGAAGUGGUGUCAGACUGGAUGGAAAGGUCAGCAAAUCCAGAACGGUCUCCACUUCCUCGGCCGGUCCUUCAAGAGAUUCCGUUGAGAAGGCGCCCGAACCAGAAGAACAGAUCGCUGAAGUUAUCCCGGAUGAAUCAUAUCGCCCAGGACAAUUGGAUUUUAUCAGAUAUGCCUAUAAGAAUCGAGAGCUUUUGGAGAAAGAAAUCAGAGAGAAAAAACGGGAGAAGGUGGUCCCAUUCGGCGGAAACAGACUUGGCGGGCACACCGUCAACCAUUUUAAGGCAUUCGAAGGAUCGGCUCAGACCCUCAGGGGAAAUCGUUGA